AGAUUGUGUUCUUUUUUUCUUUUUUACUCUUUUGUACACAAAACGAAAUAAAACUAUUGUCUCUUCCUUCCUUCCUUCCUCUCAAGAAAGAACUCUUUUCUUAAAAAAAAAAAGCAUGUCAGCCAGUAAAUACGAAGAAUACGAAGCAGGAGAAAUUACGUCCGAAGGUAACUCUUAUAGGAAGCGUGGAGUAGAUGAAAUUUAUAAUAGUCGACACCACCACCACCACCGCGACUCUUUUGAAGAUGAUCCAUUUGCUGAAUACGAAAGACUUGCUCGCAGUAAAAGAAGAGAUAGCUAUGAACGUCGUCCCUCCCCUUCUUAUCGACGUCAUUAUCGGUCUCCUUCUUCUCAUAGAAGAAGACAUUCUCGUGAUUAUCAAAGUAAUAGCAUAAAGGAUAAAAGAGAAAAUUCAUAUGUAUCCAAUCGUGGUGAUAAUAACAAUCUUAGACGCUCUAGAUCACCUUCAAGUCAUAGAUCAAAUUAUACUAUGAGAAAAGAAAUAUCCACUGAGGAAAGAAAACCUGUUCAAAAAGAACCAGAGCCUGCACCCUUAAUACAUUUUAACAUUGAAGACGAAGAAGAAAAGAAAAAAGAAGAAGACCGUUUAAUUGAAGAGCGUAGAAAGAGAAGACAAGCUAUCUUGAGUAGAUACAAGACAAGUCCUACGCCCUCUUUACCCAAAUCACCUUCAGUCCCUACUGCUCAAUUAGAUAAACCAGACUCAACUCCAUCUCCUGCUCAAGACGAUACUUCAAUGACUGAUGCUGUCUCUUCAGAGUCUCCAUCGCACCACAUUUCUGCGGCUGAUUAUGACCCUUCUAUGGAUCAAGAUCAAACAGAACUCUUGAAGAACAAAGAUCACCAAGAACAUGUUACUGAAGGUGUUGACAGUCAUGCUGAUAUGGCUGCUUCAGACUACACUGAGCAACUUGAACAGCCUAAACCUGCUGCAGAACUAGACAUGUUCUCUGAUAAUCUGGAUAUGUUUGCUGCUUCAGACCUUACCACAAACCAGAUCAACUUAUUAGAUGCAAACCAUCAACAUGCUGCUGCAAAUCCUAAUUUGACUGACAAUUGGGAUGAUCCUGAAGGUUAUUACACUACUCGUAUUGGUGAAAUUCUUGAUGGUCGUUAUCAAGUCUUGGCUAAUCUGGGUCGUGGUGUCUUUAGUUCUGUUGUAAAGGCAAAAGAUCAAGAAACGAAUGAAGAAGUAGCCAUCAAGUUGAUUAGAAAUAACGAAACAAUGUACAAAGCAGGCCAAAAAGAACUUACUUUCCUUAAGCGACUUAUGGAGGCUGACCCUGAAAACAAGAAGCAUGUUAUUAGACUACAAAGACAUUUUGAACAUCGUUCUCAUCUUUGCCUGGUAUUUGAAACCUUAAGUAUGAAUUUGCGUGAUGUACUUAAAAAGUAUGGUAAAGAUGUAGGCAUUAGUAUUAAGGCUGUACGCAUAUAUGCACAACAACUCUUUUUGAGCUUGUCUUUGUUAAAAAGAUGCAGUAUUCUACAUGCCGAUAUCAAGCCAGACAAUAUUCUUGUCUCUGAAUCAAGAAACACACUCAAAUUAUGUGAUCUUGGUUCUGCUUCUGAUGCCAGUGAUAACACAAUUACACCAUACCUUGUUUCUCGAUUCUACCGUGCUCCAGAAAUCAUGCUUGGUCUUCAUUAUGAUUAUGCUAUUGAUGUAUGGUCUGCUGCCUGUACUUUGUACGAAUUAUUCACUGGCAAAAUUUUGUUUCCUGGAAGAAGCAACAAUCAAAUGUUAAAGCACAUCAUGGAGCUUAAAGGGAAAUUUCCCAACAAACUGCUACGUAAAGCACAGUUUACCUCGCACCAUUUUGAUGAAGACUUCAGCUUUCUAUCGAUUGAAGUGGAUCGAGUCACAAAGAAUGAAGUAGUCAAGAAAAUGACGUUAUUAAAGCCUACAAGAGACAUGAAAUCUCGCGUAUUUGCUGCUGCUACACCUGGUAUGUCUGAAGACGAAAACAAGAUUCUGUUGGCCUUUGUUGACUUUCUUGACAAGUCAUUGGCAUUAAGUCCUGAUAAGAGAAUGACACCUCAUGAAGCACUAGUACAUCCUUUUAUUACUGGUAAAUUUUAAAUUUAAUAAAAUAAGAUAUAAAAAAAAUGUUCCGUACCGGGCAUGCAUCUAUUCCGGACAACUAGGUGGUAACAUCAUUGCCCGUGUGUACACAUGAAUCAGUUCCAGAUGAAGGUAAAGAAUCCUUCUUUUUCCAAAA
Gilbertella persicaria is the source of this 2243-nucleotide messenger RNA. Its product is annotated as kinase-like domain-containing protein. The transcript has 4 exons. The record is from RefSeq and is a predicted model, not a curated record. Gene Ontology annotation, molecular function: ATP binding; protein serine/threonine kinase activity. Lineage: Eukaryota; Fungi; Mucoromycota; Mucoromycetes; Mucorales; Choanephoraceae. Bases 116 to 2104 code for a protein of 662 amino acids. Gene Ontology annotation, biological process: mRNA cis splicing, via spliceosome; peptidyl-threonine phosphorylation; peptidyl-serine phosphorylation.